AUGGCCAGUGUUGCCCUUCAGAUCGAGAACCAGUUCUCCAAUCCGAUGGUGCCGCGACGACUGCAAGAGACGAUGCCAAGCGGGCUUUCGAUCCAACUGUCAUCGGAUGGCUACCGAUGUCUCAGGGAGCGUGUGGACAAGGAGCUGUUUCCCAUCGCUGAAGCUGCCUGGGGACUGUCGCCUCUGGCGUUCUUGCUUUGCGGAGCGCAGCUCUUCAACGUGCUUGUUGUUGCCUUGCUGGUGUUUCUGGACAUCUUCUUCCUGGACGAGGUAAGCCUCUACGUGGUGGAAGGCAUCCUUGCCGUUUUCGGCACAAGUGGCGUCGUGCUGGGCCUGUGGCGGCUCCACAGCCGCCUUCGCAAAGCCGCCAAAGAGGCGGAGGCUGCUCUUCGCGAGGCCUUGGCAGAGGAGAGCGCAAAAACGCCAGAGCUGACGCUGCAAUUGAGCGUCCAACCCCAGCCCUGGCACCUGCCGAUCUUCGGCAUCAUGGCCGUUUGCGAGGGCGCCGUGGCCAACCCGCCUGCUCCGCUUUCGGACGUGGUACUGGAAGUUUGCUGA
Molecule: messenger RNA, 558 nt
Organism: Symbiodinium natans
Lineage: Eukaryota; Dinophyceae; Suessiales; Symbiodiniaceae
Source: the annotation of a GenBank genome assembly